GCUCCUUCCAACCUGCCUGGUUGCCUUCAAACUUGGCAGUAUUUUCUGUUAAUUUCUAAGCAAGAUGACGUUCUUUCAUUUUGGGAACUGCGUAGCGUUGUCUUAUGUGCCUUACGUUAUUGUGUACAGAUGCUCAGGAUUGGCUGAGUACAGUGCCUUUUGGAAAUGUGCCCAGGCUGCGGCUGCCUACCUGUUCACACAGCUGUGCAAGAUGUUGGUGUUGGCUACCUUCUUCCCUGCCUCUGAUGUACCGACGGGAAGUCUCGAUGUUGUUGGGGAAUUCAUGAAAUCUACAGUAGAUCUCACGGAUUUGGUCGGACUCUAUUUUGUCAUGACAAAGAUUGCUGGCAAAGGUCAGCUUAAGUUCAUGGCUGCCAGUAUGGGAUGGGCCACAGCUGAACUCAUUAUGACAAAGUUUUUACCUUUGUGGGUUGGAGCCCGUGGAAUAGAGUUUGAUUGGAAAUACAUCCUAAUGAGUUUUGAUUCCAAUGUCAGUCUGGUACACCAUAUAUGCACGGCCAUGUUAGUCUGGCUAUACAGCCGGAGUGACCUGCAGAAGUCUCUGGUACCAGUUGUCCUGUCCUUAUUAGCGCUUACAUCUUUCAGGCCACUCAUAGUAGAGAUUCUAAUCCAUGCUGUGGGCCUGGGCUCCUGGACGUUGUUGCUGGCCAAGGCCUUAUUCACGCUGUGUACAGGACUGAUAGCAUUACAGAUCUAUCUGGGUAUGUCUGUGCAGACCGCAAACUCCUACUACUGACCCGGACAGGUCAUGCACAGGUUAUCUGUCAGUGUGAGAACAGAGUUGUCUGAUCUUGACCACCAGCUAGAUGACUGUUUUGUACAGAGUGGUUAGUUCUUGUCUACUCUCUCCCCUCUUGCCCGUUCCUUGACCGGGGACCAGUCAACAGUCAGUAGGGGUCAGUGGAGCUUUGCUGAAAAGAGUUUUGAGAUCAGGAAGCAGUGGAGCUCUGCCUCUGACAUUACUGUUUUAAAAUGGAGCAAACGAUAUGUUAUGUCAAGUCCAUUUGGUGUGUUACAAGAUAAAACAGUUAGGAGAAAUUUCCUGUCGUUUCCUGUGUAUUUGUACAAACAUUUCCAGUAUAUAUUAAUGGCAGUGACCCAGUCUUGUUGCCAUUGUUCAGUUAACCAGAAUGAUACCAUAAAACUGGCACAAAAAACUUACUUAAUAAGAGACUCAAAAAUACUGCAUGUUUUUCUUUUAUGUUGAAUUACGAACUUCUGCAGUUUAACGAAUGAAGUGUCCACCAUUCUGGAUUUCUAGUGAUGGCUCUAACCUGUUUAUCAGCUACACGUACUCAAUACCUACAGGAUUGUAUUUCACAACAUGAGUAUUUGAAUAGCCCUUGUGUAUGAAUGUUUAAAGAGCUACUUUAGUGUUAAGACAUGUAUGUCCUAAAGGCAGGGUUAAAGGAUAAGGAUUGAGAUAGUUGGAAUUGCUUUCUUAAAUUGUAGAAAAUGUUGAUUGUAUUAAUUAAAAGCCCUUGUUGUUAGUUCGGGAGGAUAACACGGAAACAAAAGUUUUCUGCCGUUUGCAAUUUUGCUUGGUGUGACGUCAUGCAAGAACAUUUGACGUCACCCAUCACUGACUUAUAGCAGUAUAGAUAUAUUAUAGGUUUUGUUUUUCAGGACUCUUCACUUAUAGGGGUUAAAUGGCUUUAUUCAGCAUAAAUUUGUUGAACCGUGGUGCUAGCUAUAUUCCAUAGAGUAACUUUCAUAUCAGUUUAACAUUUCCACCUGGCGUCUCUUAACACUGAAGCAGCACUUUAAAUCUGAACGUUGUCAUAUUAUAUGUCAUUAUAAAGAUGAAGAAUGAUGCUGACUUAGUGUUCGUGAUGUUUUGUGUUUCUACGUUUUGUAAAGCCAUAGGUUACUCUCUGACUGUCAGUGUACUCAAGGAAAAGACAACAUAAACUAGUCAUCAAAGAACAUCCCUUAAAGUUUUAUUUUCUUUUUAGGAGAAAAUGACAAUUUUGUGUUGAACAGGAUAAGAGAGAUUAAUAUAUUAGAAUUCAAAAGUGGACUAUAUAGGCCUAGUGUUGAAGGUUUUCAUUUAUCUGUUCGCUCAAACCCAAGUAUUUUGGGUGAUAAUAGUCUAUACCUUUGGAGAACGUGUGGUCGUUCAUAUUACAUUAUGCAUUCGACGAAAAUUUGCUAAAUAAACCAAAUACUAAAUGAA
Molecule: messenger RNA, 2197 nt
Organism: Liolophura sinensis
Lineage: Eukaryota; Metazoa; Mollusca; Polyplacophora; Chitonida; Chitonidae
Product: BOS complex subunit TMEM147-like
Exons: 6
Coding region: 65-757 (230 amino acids)
Source: RefSeq, a predicted model, not a curated record